Trifolium pratense (red clover) is the source of this 1091-nucleotide messenger RNA. RefSeq names its product 40S ribosomal protein S6. Lineage: Eukaryota; Viridiplantae; Streptophyta; Magnoliopsida; Fabales; Fabaceae. Gene Ontology annotation, cellular component: ribosome. The record is from RefSeq and is a predicted model, not a curated record. Gene Ontology annotation, biological process: translation. Bases 128 to 877 code for a protein of 249 amino acids. The transcript is spliced from 6 exons. Gene Ontology annotation, molecular function: structural constituent of ribosome.
AGUCACAACAAUAUAAGCUUCGUUGUUAUUAAACCCUAAUUUCUUCUCACCGUGCUUAUGUCCCGAGCUUUCUGAUCACUCUCCGAGAGACUCCGACGCGGCGGCUGUUGAAGAAGAAGAUUUCAAUAUGAAGUUCAAUGUUGCGAAUCCCACCACUGGUUGCCAGAAGAAGCUCGAGAUCGAUGAUGAUACAAAACUACGAGCAUUUUGGGACAAGAGGCUUUCACAAGAAGUCAGUGGAGAUGCACUUGGUGAGGAAUUUAAAGGCUACGUGUUUAAAAUUACUGGAGGAUGCGACAAGCAAGGCUUUCCGAUGAAGCAGGGAGUGCUGACCCCUGGCCGUGUUCGCCUUUUGCUUCACAGGGGAACUCCCUGCUUCCGUGGAUAUGGAAGGCGUAAUGGAGAGCGCAGAAGGAAGUCUGUUCGUGGGUGCAUUGUUAGCCCAGAUCUCUCUGUUCUCAACUUGGUUAUUGUGAAGAAGGGUGAGAAUGAUUUACCUGGCCUGACUGAUGUUGAGAAGCCAAGGAUGAGAGGUCCAAAGAGAGCAUCCAAAAUCCGUAAGCUGUUCAACCUGUCCAAGGAGGAUGACGUGAGGAAGUAUGUCAACACCUACCGUAGGACAUUUACAACCAAAGCUGGCAAAAAGGUUAGCAAAGCUCCCAAGAUACAAAGACUGGUUACUCCUCUUACACUCCAAAGAAAGCGAGCAAGAAUUGCCGACAAGAAGAAGAGAAUUGCUAAGGCAAAAUCAGAGGCAGCUGAGUACCAGAAGCUUCUUGCUUCCAGAUUGAAGGAGCAGAGAGAGCGUCGCAGUGAGAGUUUAGCGAAAAAGAGAUCCAGGAUUUCCAGUGCUACUAAGCCAGCUGUCACUGCAUAGUAUGCCUUCAGAUACAGAUAUUUGGUGAAGUUUAAUCAUCACCGCAGUUUUUGGUACUGUUACUUUAUUAUGGCUUUGACAUUACAAAUGCGUAUGGUUUUUGCUAUUUUUCGUACAUUAAGUUAUUGAAGUAUUCUCUGAUGUAGUCUCACUUGUUUAAUUAUUUUUGACCUGUUGAAAUAUGUAUCCAGUUCGCGUGUUACUUCCGUAGGUA